Molecule: messenger RNA, 1799 nt
Organism: Daucus carota subsp. sativus
Lineage: Eukaryota; Viridiplantae; Streptophyta; Magnoliopsida; Apiales; Apiaceae
Exons: 10
Coding region: 138-1505 (455 amino acids)
Biological process (GO): activation of GTPase activity
Molecular function (GO): GTPase activator activity
Source: RefSeq, a predicted model, not a curated record
AAAAGUUAAAAAGAUCAUGAAGGGGAAAAAAUUGUAAAAUUCUCCGAAAGUAAGAAUUGUAGUGGGGGUGAUAGUAGACACGGCGUGUACAAAUGAAGGAGAAACGAACAUAACACCAUGAAAAUCACAGCGGCAUCAUGAACAAAAAAGCAGAAGAAGAAGAUCUUAAUCUUAAUCAUUCCGCAAUUCCAACUUCUCCACUUUCGAGUAUCGAUUCAAGAUUCAACCAAACUCUUCGAAAUGUUCAAGGGUUGCUUAAAGGCCGCAGCUUUCCCGGAAAAGUUUUAAUAACAAGGAGAACAGAUCCAAUUGAUUACCCAACUUUGCCGUCCCCAGGCAUUAGGAGUCCUUCAGAUACUAAUAGUGGACCAAGUUAUAACAUGGAUGAUUUCGUCGAGAGAGAAGCUCGUUCUGGAAGCAAGACAAACACCGAUUCAGAUAAUAGCAAAUUAAAAACUUCAACUUCAACUAAUGAGGGUACAACCAAAGAGGUGCAGAAGUCCACAAUGGGUGCCAGAGCUACUGAUUCAGCCAGGAUAAUGAAGUUUAAUAAAGAGUUAUCUGCACCAGCAGUCAUCUUGGAUAAGUUGCGGGAGUUGGCGUGGAGUGGUGUCCCACCAUAUCUACGUCCCUCUGUAUGGAGGCUUCUUUUGGGAUAUGCACCCCCUAAUUCAGAUAGAAGGGAGGGUGUUUUGAGAAGAAAGCGGCUCGAAUAUCUUGAUUGUGUUGCACGAUAUUAUGAUGUUUCAGAUAAUGAACGUACCGAUGAAGAAAUUAACAUGCUCCGUCAGAUUUCUGUUGAUUGCCCUAGAACUGUACCCGAUGUUGCUUUUUUUCAACAAGCAGAAGUUCAAAAAUCGUUGGAGAGGAUACUUUACACAUGGGCAAUUCGGCAUCCUGCAAGCGGAUAUGUUCAGGGAAUAAAUGAUCUUCUUACCCCUUUUCUAGUUGUUUUCUUGUCGGAGCACUUAGAAGAGAGUUUGGAUAAGUGGUCAAUGCUCAAUCUAUCUGUAGAAGAUAUAUCUAAUAUUGAAGCUGAUUGCUAUUGGUGCCUAUCAAAGUUGCUUGAGGGCAUGCAAGAUCAUUACACUUUUGCUCAACCGGGAAUUCAGAGACUAGUUUUUAAGCUAAAGGAGUUGGUUAGACGCAUUGAUGAGCCUGUUUCAAGACACAUGGAGGAGCAAGGUCUUGAAUUUCUUCAAUUUGCUUUCCGCUGGUUCAAUUGUCUUCUGAUACGUGAGAUUCCUUUCCAUCUUAUUAACCGCUUGUGGGACACAUAUCUUGCUGAAGGAGAUGCAUUGCCAGAUUUCCUAGUAUAUAUAUUCGCCAGUUUUUUGUUAACGUGGUCGGAUAAGCUCCUCCAGCUUGAUUUCCAAGAGAUGGUAAUGUUCCUUCAACACCUCCCAACCCAAAACUGGACUUAUAUGGAGCUUGAGGUGGUACUUUCGAGAGCAUAUAUGUGGCACUCCAUGUUCGAGAGCUGUCCCAACCACUUGGCUAGCUAAAUCAUUUCUUGCUUAUCAUCAAAAACCCCCCUGAUUGUUAGGUUUCUAUUGUUUUUCUCACUAUUUAGCGGAUACCCUUUCUAUGUAGGUUUCUCUUUGUCUCCUUGGUUUUCUUACCUUGGUUUCUUUAACAAAACCAAGCUAUGAUUUGAAUUUGUAAAAGUGCUUGUAUCUUUGUAAUAUAAUUUAGUUUUGUAUUAUUACACCUCAGGAGAAAGAAAAUGUAACCUGUGUUGGAAACAAACCUCUCGUUGUUUUUGACUGGAGUCUAAUUUAUAUUAUUUUUUAAUCGAA